UGACUUCUUGUUUGUCACUUCCUCUUAUCAGAGGAGCUGUAGAUUAUCAGAAACUUCCUGCAGGUCAUCACUUAGCAUAUUUACUGCAGACUGUUUGGAUGCAGAGGACGACACAUCAGACGCUGGUGUAGUGAACUCAUUCAGGUGUUGCAGCUUUCAAAGGUAAAGUUUGUGACAUUAUUUUUUCUUCUAUGUAGAGAAGAUAAAAACUUCCACUUGCAGUUGUCGUGAUAUCACUUAAACAAUGUUUGUAGAUAUUAAAAAACCUUUAACCUGAUCUCUCAAACAACAGGUUUCACUGUGAAGGAUGGAAGAUUUACACAUGAACAACACCUCACAGGAGGAAAGCUUUGAUUACAGCGACAUCACCUACGACUAUGAUCAUAAAGAAAAUGCUGAGUUCAUCAUGAAUGUGGUGGAUUACAUAAUCAUCAGUGUCGGCCUUCCUUUGACCCUCGUGGCCAUCUAUGCUCUUUAUUCUCAGGUGAGAAAUGGUCAAGUUGCUCCGAUCUACGUCAUCAACCUUCUCAUCUCUGACAUCAUUCAGUUCUGCUGCAUGAUCGCUUGGAACGCACCAGCUGAGGUUUUGAAUUCUAAAAUUGUAAACACCAUUUACGACUUCAGUCUGAUGGCCAGUGUUGGCUUCAUGGUGUGUGUCGCCCUGGAAAGGUAUUUGGUCGUCGCCUGGCCACUGUGGUACCGCUUCAGACGAACCAUCAAGACCUCUGUGGUGGUCUGUGUCGUGGUCUGGGUCUUUCCUCUUGUCUUUGUCCUCAUUUUACAUUUCUCCUCUGUCUUUUGGGUCACUAUAACUGUCUAUGUUAUCUUCUAUCUCCUUCCCUUCCCACUGCUCAUAUUCUUCCUGGGUGGGACCCUCAAAGCUCUGUCUGCCAGCACUGUCCCCUCUGAUGAAAAACGAAGAAUUGUGGGAGUUUUGGUUCUGGUGCUGCUUAUUUACACACUGCUGUUCAUGCCCAGUGUCAUCUGGUUACUGUCAGAGGAAGCAAAAAAGAACUUAACCUUUAAAAUCCUGCCUCUCAUCUUUCUCUGGUUGAGUCCUCUUGCAGACUUAUUUCUGUACGUGUUCAUGAGGAAAGGGAUCAUAGACAAGCUUUUGGCCUCUGUGUGUUGUUGCAGAAUGGACAGCAAUGAUAUCAGCAGAUCAUCAGGAAAUGAUGACAACAUUCACACAGUCAGCUCUGUGUAGGCAGAGAAAGAGGGAGAGAGAGAAAGGAGAGAAAACAGAAGGAGAAAUGUAGGCAAAUAGAAAGAAUAGAGACAAGACAGAUACUGUCAUCUACUGAUACGAUUUCCAAUCAGACACCUAACUGUAGAUAAAAGGAAGCAUUGCUUUGACUCUGCUGUGGGAGAACUGGUUGCUGGGAAAUGUUUUGGUCAACUUGUUCUGGUUCACUGUGAAGGCUUCAACACAUGUAAAUAAAAUAUGUUUCUUAUUAUUUUGUCAGCUGUAAGUUGAUGUCUAUCAUUAUUAUCUUUAUGUUUUGAUGAACUGAGCUCAUUAUAGCCACCAAAAUCUUUAUUCUGACUGUUGUCUGUUUCUUUAACAGGGAGAGCAUCUUAACAAGUCUUUAGGACUUUUUUCUUCUUUGGUCUCUCUUUAAAUUUCAUUUCUUGUUCAGUUUUUCUCAGUUAUAUCUAACGUACAUCUAUCCAAAACUGCUUUUGUUUUUGCUGCAUAUUAUUUGUUCAUCUUUAUUUCAUAUUUUUGCUGUUUUAGUGGUUGGCAUGUUAGUUUUUAGGAUGUGACUCAGAGCAUGUAUUUGAACAGUUCUUGUGUGUUUUCAAUAAACACUUUCUACUGAU
This is a messenger RNA of Larimichthys crocea (large yellow croaker), 1824 nucleotides long. RefSeq names its product G-protein coupled receptor 4. Gene Ontology annotation, biological process: positive regulation of Rho protein signal transduction; phospholipase C-activating G protein-coupled receptor signaling pathway. NCBI's taxonomy places the organism in Eukaryota, Metazoa, Chordata, Actinopteri, Sciaenidae. Gene Ontology annotation, cellular component: plasma membrane. Gene Ontology annotation, molecular function: G protein-coupled receptor activity. The transcript has 3 exons. The record is from RefSeq and is a predicted model, not a curated record. The coding region runs from base 308 to 1207 and encodes 299 amino acids.